AUGACUUCGUCAUCAGAAGAAGACAAGCAAACAGUUCAUACUGUUAGCGGUGGUGACGAUGAUGAUGUUUAUUGUGACGCAGUAUCGACAACAACAGUGAUUGAUACAAACCAGAAGGACAAAAUGAACACGUCGAACACUCCGCAUGAAGCGAAUCUUCAGUUAGAUAGUUCAAUGCAGACGAAUUUCAAAAUGCGCUUGUUUUUACUACGUUAUACAAAGUCGAAAGAAAACAUUCGGAUUGAAGGCCACUUCUCCGAAAAUGUAAAGCUUGAUUUUGCACAACGCGCCAUAAACAAGGAAAAGGGCAAUGAUAAGGUACAUAUUUUCAAUCUCGAGCUUGAUUUAGUAUACAACAAUGCUGGCGAAUUAUGUGUUCUAUAUAAAAACAAGUUGCAUCACAUAAUCGACUAUCGACUCAGGCUUUUCAGCCAUGAAGAUAUCGAAAUGAAACGAGUCUUACGCGAUCCUCGUCGCUGCUCCUGUGAAUUUCUAUUCGAUGUUCACUUUAAAAAGGGAUACACCCCAUACCACCUACCAGGAUCAGAAGUACCUUUCUGGAGUCAACUUUGCUUAUUGACAUGUUUCUUUCUGCAACAGUCGACAUACGACAUAUUCAAUGAAUUCAUGGAGCAGUUUAGAGUGGCCAUUGUCGGCCGUUCCUUCGAUAAAGACUUUUGCACCGGUUUCAUCAGUGAAUGUAACAGCUAUAUUGUAUAUAGUUUGAAGAACACUACAAAUAAAGCUAUUGGAAUCAAACAAGUCGUUCUUAUGAUCGGAGUUUUGCCAAUUGACAAGCAAAAUUAUGAGGCAUUUGAUCACUCCACAGAGUGCUUCACAACUUUUAUCAUGAGUGAACUUAAAAAGUCCCUUAAAGAUGUAAUCAGUUAUUUGACAGAAAACGAACGGAAUUCAUUUAAUAAUGGUAUAAGUAUUCUAAUAUGCAUUCAAUUACUCAAUAGGAUAAAUAAAACACCAAGCAAAAAUCCACUUGAGUUGCUCCUGGAUGCAUCAAUCCAGACAGCACGCCUUUAUAUUGUUAAAAAGAUCAUCGACUUUUUCGAAAAUAUCGGAUUAGAGGAACAAAUGCCUGAAUCAAUGUGGCUUCAACUAUUAGCACUGGACAGUUGUGAUGCGUUAAUAGAUCGUAUUCCUUUAAAACCAAUGUUGUUUGAAGCAUAUUUGAAGUAUAUCAAAGAAGUUAUUCCUGCAUUAUCACACUCCGUUAAUUUCAUCAGCAGGCUUAGUACACAUUUUGAUAAUACUGCUGUGCAAGGUCGAUUUCUCAUUGAUCUCAAAAGUAUAACACAUCUUUUGAAAUUUCUUCGACACACGUCAUCAGAUGAUACCAAUCCAGAUCUCAGAAUGAUUCAUUCAUUUAUCGAUGCAAGUGUUCCACUACGAGAAAAAAUUAAGGAAUACAUGUCGACACUCAAAAUCACUAUUGACGAUUUUGAUUCGAUUCGUGAGAUAUUUAUUUUGUCCGAGAAAUCGAAUAUUCUAUUUCAUGUUAAAAGAAAAGAAUUUCUGUGUAAAAUUCUUACAAACGGCAAUCAUUCUAAUUCCGUUGAGUUCUAUAAACGGUGGUUUUCAGCUUUUAUGGCACCGAAUGACAAGAAGCAAUUGAUAUUCAAUGCUGACGAGUUCAAAGAACUUCUCAAAGCUUGGACCACAUGUUUUACACACAAAUCUUAUUUAAUGAUCGAAAUUAUUAAAGAAAUCGAUAAGUUGAUCUCAAUCACUGAUGGACAUUCAUACGCUGAGCACUUUAUUAAGCAUAUGGCCGAGUUCUGCUUUGAACAAAAACUAAUAAUAGAAGAGAUGGAAAAGAGUGUGUUACUGGUUCAAAGUCCAAAAUUUCUCAAUGCGUUCAAAUUGAAAUAUAAAACAAACGUUUUAAAUGCGUAUAAAGACAGUUUCAAAGAAUUGGAAAAUCCAGCAAAUCCUUUACAUAUAUUAAAACGCUUUGAUGACAAAACCAAAUAUCAAAAUGGAAUUCUACGCGAAUUAAUUGAAAUGGCAUGUGAAGAUAUUCAAAUUGAGGAUGAUGAAAUCCUACAAGAUGUAUUUUAUAAACCCGAUAGUCAAUCAUUUACUUACUCAGCUAUUUUUCUGCCCUCUUUUAAAACUACUCGCAUACGUCAGUAUAUUGUUGAUAGAUUACUCGUUCUAUCCACAAGUUGGGAAGAAAAAGGAAUGCAAUUGAAUGACCUUUCAACAUGGAAUAAUUAUACAGAGCAGCAGCGUGCAGUUGCUCUCGAAGUUUGGGCGCAUAUUGGUGAAGUAUCAUCUAAAAAAUUUGAGAUGAACACAUUAAUCAAUAAAGAAAAUGAUAAUCUGAAAAAAAAACUGCAAAUCACAGAGAUGAUCUCAUCAUGUAUCGAUAUUUAUUGCUCAAAUGCAACAGAUAAACAACAUUACAAAGAUCUUUUGAAAAAUAUCGAUAAUUCAUUCGUCAACCAAACUAUUCGAUCUAUUGCAAUAUCAGAAGAAAUGGAAAAAAUUGUACCAAUUGCUCAACGCCUCGAUCCUUAUUCCAAAUCAAACGUCUGGCAUUUAUUUCGUCAGGAAACAAUGACAUCAGUGCCACUAACAAAAGAUACGAAUGCACAAGAAGCAUCGGACUCUAUGACUUGCUCUGGUUUGUUGUUACAGGCCGAGAAAAUAUUUGAUCUUUUCACAACUCGAUUGAAAGACAUUUGUAGCAAUUGGAAAACAUUACUUAUUUCUAAUUGGAUUCAUUCAUUCCCCGACAUACAUUAUAUCGAUUAUGAUUUUGAUAUUCUCAAACCACUACUUGACGCCGCAGUUGUUCCGAUUUUAAAACAAAUUCUCGGCUUUUGGAAAGAUCGAGAGAAUUUCAUUUGUAUUUGUCAAGGUAUUAUUAACCUUUUGACAUAUCUUCAAGUAUUACUAGAUGAUGAAACACGUCUGUUAUUCAACAGUAUUGAACAACUUAAUGAGAACAAAACAGGCGAUGAGAUUUACAAAGUAUAUGAAUAUUUUUCUAAAAAUUAUUUGAGGAAAUAUCCACGUCAAGUACUCAAUCUGAUCAGUCAAUACAAAAUAUCAGAUGAACUAAUUACAUUUCUUCACAAAUUACCUGUAACUGACGUUGACAAUUUACUUGAAGCAGUCAAUGAUUGGGAUGAAACAUUGAUUAGUACAAAGAUCAUACUUGAUCUUGUACUAAUAAAGAACUUUCUUGAUCAAAUCUAUGCAAAUAUCAAAUCAGGACACAAAAACCAAUCGUUACAAAAUGAAAUUCAUCGAAUAAUCUUGUGUUUUGAAGAGAAACAGAAAGAUGAAAAAAGUCCAAAUAUAAUUCAAUGUUUCGAAUCAUGUUCGAAGUCAUUAACCAGUAUAAAACGUGUUCAUAUGGAUUUAACAAAUAAGGAACAAUCAAAACGACGAUAUAUAUUCGACAUCGUACAAAAUGCUUCGUUCAAUUUUGAUCAAACACCGGUAAAUCUACAUGGACGGAUUGAAUAUCGAUUUGAUGUUUUCUGCAAACAACAAACAAUGCGUUAUGCCGAUUUGAGUGAACUCUGCGACCGCGCUCGUCUUAUUCAAUAUUCUACGAAUAGUACGAAUAAAAUAAGAAAAGAUUCAGAACAAGAAAUUCGUGAUCUUCAAUCGUUUAUCAAUAUGGUUUCCGUUAUCGAGACAGUCUUGACACAUUUAACAUCAUUGAAUAUGACCGGUCAUCCAUUUGUGCUCAAAUAUCUUUCUGCUAAAAGUGAAUUUACUUGUAUUGCUGGCAACUAUCAGAAUUUAUCGGAUUUCAAUUCAUCACUUGAAACAUUGCUUACCGAUUGGGAAAACAAUUUAUGUGAGAUGUACAAAGAAUAUAUCGAUUUGACUUAUUUUGUUAAUCAACAAUUUUGGACCGUUGAAGACUAUUUGUAUCGAAAAUCUGCUUCAGAUGAUCAUCUCGGUUUUCAUUUAUUGAAUUUUAUCGGUAUUGAUCCAAAACAAAUUGAAAGAAAAUUUUUGACAGAAAGAAGUGAACAACCACAUGAACGUUUGAAAAAUAUUGCUCGAAUACUCGAGGCUCAAAGGACAAAGUAUAAAACAAACGUGAAAGUUGAAAAUUCAUCAUUUAACAAGGUUUUAGUCAUUCAAACAUCCUAUGAAGGUAUUUUAUGUGGUAUACUUUCUCUAUUUGAGUUAACCAAAGUGCACCCACAGGUUCAUAAUAUAUUCUAUUGUUCAAAUACAACAAAUUGGAUUGAAAUGCGCGCAUUCGCCUAUCGUUGUUUAUAUUCCCAAGGAAUUUUACACCAGUUAAUUCGACCUGAACUCUUACCAGCAUUGGUUCAAGAUCAAUUGACAAAAUUCUUAUAUAAAUUCAUUAAACAACAGCCGAAACAACUCUUCCAUUUAGGUAUUGUCACAACAGAGUUGACAGUUCGUUUACAACUGGUGAACGCUUUAAAAGCAUCAGAUGCUGUUACUAUAAUACAGAAUCAGAACUUACUCGUUAAAGCCGCACUACAUGAGAUGAUUAAAACACUUGUGAUGGGAAAUUGUACUUUGAUCACAUCACGCAUUGCAGGUCUCGGCAAAUCAACAUACAUACGAAAUGAAAUUCAACGUAAUCAGAAACAUUAUGUCAAGUUCUCUAUUAAUGGAAAUAUCAAUGUUGAUACAUUAGCUGAACGAUUACGAUUUAUCGGACAAGAAAUGAUCCCAAUCAAUAUAGCUCUUCAUAUAGAUAUUGGAAUUGUCGAUAAUAUUCAACAACUAAAUGAACUUUUGUAUUGUCUAUUACUUUUCCGUAGAUUUCGUUUUGGUCAAGAAGCUGUUUAUAUACCAGUUGAUAUUCCAAUCUAUAUUGAACUCGAUUCAUCACCACAUUCACUUACUGCAUAUAACAAGAUUACUAUACUUCAAUUUUUACCAUGUCACCGUAUUGAAACAAUGGAUCUCCAUCAGUUAAAAGUAGAAAAUAUGGCAUCACUUCAAUUAGUUGUAAAUUACCUUCAGGCGAUUGAUAACGGAGCAAUCAUCAAACAAAAUAUUACCAAAGAAAACAUAACUCAAUUGGGCCCAGAGAAAUGUGUAACAAUCUUACAAAAACAUUUUCUCCAAGGAAAAAAUUCCGAUUACAUAACUUGGACACAACUAUCGAUAUUUAUUUCUGUUUACGAAAGUUUAUUCGAUGGAUUCUCUCGAUGUGGCCAUUUCAUUGUUGAAAUGAUGCAAGAAGUGAACAACACUCAACUACGUAUUAAUAUACUUCAAACUCUUCUUCAAUCAUCGAAUCAAUUUACAUCUUUAUCUGUUGAAUCUGUUCGUAAAAAUCAACGAUCAACUGAUGAUGAUUCACCUACAUUUAGUGAUGCCAUUGUACGAUGGGAUAAAUCACAACCAUUUACUGUUGUAUUUAGCGAUUCUCAUGAUCCAAUAUUUGUUUACAAAACUGUCGAUAAUGUUUCACAAUCUCUUCAAAAAGAAUUCGAGAUUUUCAAUGCAAUAUUGAAACAAAUCAAAUUACCACAACAAAAUCUCUUGCCCGAUUACACGAAGUUAAAACAUGCAGAAUUCUUUGUGAAACUGGCUUCACUGUCGAAGAAAUAUUACAGUAAACCGAUCUGUCCAAAUUGUUUUACUCAAUUCGAAAAUAAUAUUCUCAAUUGUACGAAUUGUCCAACUAAAAAUGUUUUAUGUAACCCAAAUAAAGCCAAGAGUGAAGCUGUUGACAAAAUUAUUGAAAGAUUAGGUGACAAAAUCAAAUCGGAAUAUGUUUUGACACCUGACAAUUAUAUUAAAAUGUUGUUAAUCUAUUUACGUGUUCAAAGUCAUAUUCCUGUGUUAAUAAUGGGUGAAACUGGAUGUGGGAAAACAGCGUUGAUCCAAUUCUUAUGUCAAAAGAUUCUCAAUGAUGAAUUGGCCAUAUUUCGUAUUCAUGCGGGUAUUACAAACGAAAAAAUUAUUGAAACAAUGAAAGAUUUUAUUGCUAAAGCCAAUGAAUUUUUACGACAGAAUUCCAAUAAACGAUUAUGGGUAUUCUUGGAUGAAUUCAACACAACAUCAAGUAUUGGUCUAUUCAAAGAAAUAACUUGUGAACGAACAUUAUUAGGUGAAUCAUUACCGAAGAAUUUAGUCAUAUUAGGUGCUUGUAAUCCACAACGACGAAAGAAUCCGAAAGCAAUAUUUGAUGAUGAGAUUGGAAUUAAAAAAGAUCGAUAUGAAACGCAACGGUUAACGCAUAUUGUGGGCAGUAUGGCUUUACUUUAUACAGUUGUACCGAUUCCAGAAACAAUGCUCGAAUAUGUAUGGGAUUAUGGCUAUCUUGAUUCAGUGACAGAAAUGAAAUAUGUUCGAGCAAUGUUGAAUUCUUGUGAACAACUUCAUAGUGAUUCGAUUUGGUUUGAGAAAACGGCACUUUUAAUCCAAGUUUCACAACAAUUCUUUCGCGAUCACGAAGAUGUGAGCAGUGUAUCAUUGCGUGAUGUGGCACGAUUCUGUCGUCUUUACAACUGGUUUCUAAAAUCGAUCUGCAUUCGUGAAGGUGAAGAACAAUUGUUGAAAAACAAAAUCGAUGUACUCAGCCGCUCUACUUUGAUUGCUCUUUCACUCUGCUAUUUCUUCCGUUUGAACGGUCCUACAGAACGUCAAACAUACAUUGAAGAAAUACAAAAAGCGCUCACUUCUGACGGUAAUUACACUGGUCGGUCAUUAGUCGAAACUCUACGAAGCGAAGAAAAGAAGCUCGUUGAUUUAAUGGAACUUCCGUCGGGAACCGCAACGAAUCGAACAUUAACCGAUAACAUAUUUGUGCUGAUUGCAUGUAUCACCAAUCGAAUUCCAGUAAUUCUAUGUGGCAAACCUGGUUGUAGUAAAACAUCAUCAGUUCAAAUUGUCCUUAGUAAUCUUAAAGGAAAGAAAUCGAAAAAUGCAUACUUUCAAACAUUACCUGAAUUAGUUUCUGUUUCGUUCCAAGGUUCACAAAAUUGCACAUCGGAUAGUAUAAUCAAAGUAUUUCAACGUGCUGAUAAAUAUAGGAAAGCGAAAAGCGAAAGCGAUCUUCUACCAGUGAUUGUUUUUGAUGAAAUUGGUCUUGCUGAAUUGUCUCCACAUAAUGCAUUGAAAGUACUUCAUAGUGAACUUGAAGUUGAGGCUUGUCGACACGCUUUUAUUGGUUUAUCAAAUUGGCGUCUUGACGCAUCGAAAAUGAAUCGUGCUCUCUAUCUCGCUUGUCCGGAUCCCGACGUGACUGAUUUACAAUCAACAGCAAAAGCCAUUUUACAGUCAAUGAUAUCUACUCAAAAUCAAAUCGCACGAAUUGAUGAUGAACUUAUCAAUAGUCUGGCUGCAGCUUAUUUCAGUCUGUACGAAUAUAUUCGAGUACGACCACAAUAUAAUAAUUAUUUUGGCUUACGAGAUUUUUAUUCGUUAAUCAAAGGAGUUAUUCGUGAAUUAGUUCUAGAGAAAGAAAAUGGUAAUAUUUAUCAGCAAAUUCGACAACAACUAACAGUCAAUUUUGAUGGAAGUUUCGAUGGAUCACAUUACAUGUGGCAUGAUUUUUGUCAGCACCUGAAUAAAAUGUAUUUAUAUGAACAAUAUAAAACAUCACCGGCAUUCAAUGAUAUUCUCAAUCAAUGUAUGUCAUCACGUUCUGGUCGAUAUUUAAUGUUAAUUGGUGAAAAUGAAAGUGUCAUUGAUUAUGCUGAACAAUACAUCAUUAAUAAAUUUCAACCACCUCCAGUUCGCACUCUAAUUGGUAGUAGUUUUUCAGGAGAUUUAGUUGAAGGUAGUGUGUAUACCGAACAAUACAAUUAUCGAGUAUUGAUGGAUAUUAUUCUUUAUGCUGAAACUCCAGUGACAUUGGUAAUGCGUCGAAUGGGUCAUCUCUAUGAUAAUCUUUACGAUUUAUUCAAUCAAAGUUUUGCUGUUUCCGGGAAUAAACAAUAUUGUCGUAUUCCAUUAGGUCCUCUUUAUCAUCCACGUUGUCUUGUUCAUGAAAAUUUUUAUUGUGUUGUUUUCGUUCGACAACAAGAUGUUGACAAGUGUGAUCCACCAUUUCUCAAUCGUUUCGAAAAACAUGUUAUCAAUAUGGAAAGUCUUGUUCAUCGACGACAUCGAACAGUUGCAUUGAAUUUAAUCUCAUGGACCAAUAAACUCUUAAUAACAGAUAUUAACGAACAAUUCCCACUUGAACAACAUUUGUUUGUUGAUUAUAGCAAUGAUUUUAUUUAUAAUUUAGUCAUUGAUGCUUUUACAUAUUUAAGAAUUUCCAUUGAAGAUAAUUCAAAAGACAAUGAAGAGGAUACAAAUGCAGUUAUCUCAUUUUGUAAGAAAAGAUUGAUACAUACAAGUUCAUUUGAUUUUCCAUUGAUCAUGUCUCUAAAAGAAACUCAUGAAAGUCGAUCACUGAUUGAUCAAUACUAUGAAUUUCAUGAAAAUCUCUCCUUUUCACGUUUUAUAGACAAAGCAUUAAGAUUGAACGUAAUCGAUAACCAAGUAAUAUACACUUACACUCAAUUAUAUCAAACAAUUGAGAAUAUCAACAAUGGUGAUUCGAUUGAAGAAAUCAAAUUGAACAAUUUCAAAACUGAACUUGAAUUAACAAAUAAAAUCAAAGUACAUUAUCGUUUAAGGAAAGCUCGUCUUCUCCUUAUUCGUGUAGAUUAUCAUGAAGAACAUGAACACAUUCUAUUACUGAAACAUAUUCUACUCAAUGAACAUCGAAGUGACAGUAAUUGUGGUGUUUGGGUCAUCUUUCAUCUUCAACGAAAUUUACUCACUCGAAUCGAUAAUGAUGUGAUAUUUAAUGGUUGGCCAAGUAUAAUGAUUAACAAUCUCAAUGAUAAUCAACUUCUUCCGCGAGAGAUUCUUUUCAAUUCAUCAUAUAUUCAAUUGAUUGCACAUCCAAUAUGUCGGAUUUCGGAUAUUUCAUUCACGAAUCUCAUUGGACGUUGUUUGACUAAAAUGCGAUAUACAGUUGUAAAUCAGCUUGAUGAACAAAAAAUCAACGAAUAUCGAAAUCGUAUUAUCGAUUGUUUUACACAACGAAAAACAGAAAAUGAAAUCGAAAGAAAACUUCGUUCAAUAAUCGAAGAUUUACUUUCAAAGUUAAUUCAAACUAUUCCAUUUGAUAAGUGUGCUUCAUCUGUUAAAGAUUGGCGACGUUAUUUAUUAACAACUUCAACCAUCAUUGGAUCGUGUCGUUCAUUUGAAGAUGCUUUACAUGCGACUGUUGCGUCCUUCUACGAUAAGUAUCUCCUUCUUCUUUUUGGUCAUCUCGAACAAUAUUCAUUUAUCGACACUUAUUAUUUUCUUUCGAAUGAAGCAAAUAAGAUCAUUCACGAUGAUUUGUAUAAGAUUUGGUACGCUGCUUUGAUAUCGACACUUGAAACAGUCGAUCGAACGAUAAUGAAUCGAGAUAUUAUUGAGAUUUCACUCUUGUUUAAUUUACGUUUACCAUGUGCAACAAUAGAAUAUGAAAACAUUCGUCAAGUUCGUGAUGCAACAAUAAAACGUAGUCAAACUGAUGAAGAAAUCCCGGAUGAUGAACUACUAAAUCAAGCAAUGAAACAAUUGCACGAGAAAAGUGUUUAUAAAGAAUAUAUAAAAUCAAUUCUCAGCAAUCGACAUUUAUUCGUUCAUUAUUAUUUUGAUCAACUUUUACUCGCUCAAGAUGAAGCGAAAGUUUAUCAAUUACCGAAUUCCUUCGUUCAACGUUUAGUCACAUUAAAUCCAACUCGAUCAAUAAAAGAUCAACUCAAACAUCUUCUUAUUGAUCAUAUUGAUCUAUUUGAAAUCUUGAGAAUUUUUUAA
This is a messenger RNA of Adineta ricciae, 9786 nucleotides long. Lineage: Eukaryota; Metazoa; Rotifera; Eurotatoria; Adinetida; Adinetidae. The record is from the annotation of a GenBank genome assembly.